CUUGGCAUACUCUUAGCUGCCCUCUUUUCAAUCACCACGAUUGUCGUGGCCAGUCAGUCGCCGGCGCCCUGAAGUUUAAGAUUGACCUGAUUUUGGAAUUAUUUUUUUCUGCCUAACCUCAGCCAUGAGUACCGAAGCCGCGCAGCCCAUCUUCGCCACGGGCGAGAACUGCAAGCCGGUGUGGACCGACGCGAAUGCCCAGUAUAACCAGGCUGAUACACACCUCGAGAUCAUGGGGAAGCCGGUCAUGGAGCGAUGGGAGACCCCCUACAUGCACUCGCUCGCCACGGUAGCGGCGUCCAAAGGAGGCCGCGUGCUGGAGAUCGGGUUCGGAAUGGCUAUCGCUGCCACUAAGGUGGAGUCGUUCCCUAUCGAGGAGCACUGGAUCAUUGAGUGCAACGAUGGAGUGUUUCAGAGGCUGCAGGAGUGGGCGAAGAACCAGCCACACAAGAUCGUCCCUCUCAAAGGAUUGUGGGAAGAUGUGGUGUCAACCCUGCCUGAUGGCCACUUUGACGGUAUUCUUUAUGAUACCUACCCUCUGUCUGAAGACACCUGGCACACACACCAGUUCAACUUCAUCAAGGGCCACGCUCACAGGCUGCUGAAGCCCGGCGGUGUCCUCACCUACUGUAACCUCACCUCCUGGGGAGAGCUGCUCAAGACCAAAUACGACAACAUUGACACCAUGUUCCAGGAGACGCAGGUGCCUCGGCUGCUGGAGGCUGGCUUCAAGAAGGAGAGUAUAAGCACCAGCCUGAUGGACAUCUCCCCUCCCUCCGAGUGCAAAUACUACUCCUUCCACAAGAUGAUCACCCCCACCAUCCUCAAACAAUAAACCCUCUUCCCCUGCCCAGCAAAACCAAGCCAAAUCUGUGUCACCACGCAAACAGGAGCAUGUGCUUAUGUGUGGGGGGUUGCAUCUAUAAACAAGCGCAUGAGCAAGCUGCAAAAUAAGAGCUAGAAGGUCCAUUAGAACCCUCUCAAGAGAUCUUGAUGACUACAGCAGCAGAUCAUGUAUAGUAAUGCAGUUCCACAUCUUGCAUUUGCAUCUUCUCCAGCACCGUGUCUAUAUAUGAAACCAACUAGCAACUGUGCUGUCACAGAAAACAAGGUAUCGAAACGUAAGAUCAUGUUCCUAUUUGUGUGGUUAUCCCAUGCAGUGCUAGCUUGAUUAAACAGUAACUGGUGAACCAGUAAUUCCAACCCUUUUAAA
This is a messenger RNA of Acipenser ruthenus (sterlet), 1213 nucleotides long. Its product is annotated as guanidinoacetate N-methyltransferase. Lineage: Eukaryota; Metazoa; Chordata; Actinopteri; Acipenseriformes; Acipenseridae. The coding region runs from base 125 to 835 and encodes 236 amino acids. Gene Ontology annotation, cellular component: nucleus; cytoplasm. Gene Ontology annotation, biological process: creatine biosynthetic process. Gene Ontology annotation, molecular function: guanidinoacetate N-methyltransferase activity. The transcript has 6 exons. The record is from RefSeq and is a predicted model, not a curated record.